AUGGCUCACAAAGCGGUAUCCCUUCUCGUUCUCUGCGUGCUUGCUAGCGCGACCAUCGCUCACGGCGCUCGGCCAAUCAUCCCCACGACUCUUAGCGCAGAAACCGCAUCGCAGAGACAAUCCCCCUUCUCCGCGUCGAGCCUCUUCCGCUUGGCCAUGGCCGCCUGGAACGAUGGCGCUCAAGGCGCCAUCCUCCCAUCCGCUUCCGAAUCCAACGACUCCCAAGCUCGCGAGCCAACGAGCUCCACUGUCGUCGUUGCGCCCGAAGUCGCGCCGUUCGAGGAGGACGUGGAUCCCGCUGCUGCUGACGUGGCGGUGUCGCUCCCCGGAUCCGACAACCUGAUCAUCUCCCGUGUGCAUGUGAAGCCGGCGAAGAUCGCCGAACCCGCUGACGACACGGACGACAAUGACGACAAUGGCGACGACAUGAUCGUCGAAGACGACGACAACGAAGAUGACGACAACGAGGACGACGAUGACGACGACGCCUUUUCGCGACUGAUCGCCAACGAAGAGAACGAGGAGGCCAGUCUCACGUCCGUCUCUCUGCCUGGUUCUGACAACGUCAUCGCGGCGAUCCACAAGCCCCGGAGCCAUGUGGCUUCCAAGCCUAGGAGCAGCUUCAGCGUGUCGCUCCCUGGCUCCGACAACGAGAUCGUCGCGUUCGGCGUUCCUGCGACGCUGGCGACUCGCAGCGUCGUCGUCGUCGCCAACGAUGCGGAAGUUGCGGACGAGAAGGUGACGAAGGACGAGGAGAAUUCCACCUUCCACGUGUCGCUUCCUGGUUCGGACAACGAGAUCUGGGCCCGCAACGUGCCCCACAGAAAGAGCAACGUUGUGGCGAUUACCGACGACUCCGACCGCGAUUCCACCACCACCGCUACUGCCACUGCCACCACUGCUUCCGCCACGCUUUCCCGCAAGUCUGACUCGAUUUCCUCUGCUGACGACAACACGGCAUCCGUGUCGCUCCCUGGUUCCGACAAUGUGAUUCAGGCGUUCAACAUUCGUGGAAAUAAGAAAAAGGUCACCUCAUUUCAGAUGUCACUUCCGGGUUCCGAUAAUGUUAUUACCGCGUACGGCGUGCCCGAGAGGAAGGGGCUGACCGUUGUCGCCACGGAGACCCCGGAAGUCGCAAAGCCUGCCGCCACAGAAACGACGGCAACUGUUAACGAGGUCGCAGAGGUGAAUGCGACUACGGACGAUGUCUUCACGGUGUCGCUCCCUGGGUCCGACAACGUAAUCGCUGCACUGCACGUUCCCCAUAAGCGCAAAUUCGUUGUUGCGCAAGCGUAA
Molecule: messenger RNA, 1296 nt
Organism: Closterium sp. NIES-65
Lineage: Eukaryota; Viridiplantae; Streptophyta; Zygnematophyceae; Desmidiales; Closteriaceae
Source: the annotation of a GenBank genome assembly